Phacochoerus africanus (Common warthog) is the source of this 1892-nucleotide messenger RNA. RefSeq names its product N-acetyltransferase 14 (putative) (gene NAT14). The transcript is spliced from 2 exons. Lineage: Eukaryota; Metazoa; Chordata; Mammalia; Artiodactyla; Suidae. Bases 668 to 1288 code for a protein of 206 amino acids. Gene Ontology annotation, molecular function: N-acetyltransferase activity. The record is from RefSeq and is a predicted model, not a curated record.
CUUUCCCCAUUUCCCUUUCUCACCGCCGCAGGGUCGCUGCUCCUGCCCUAGUCUCUUCCCAGCCCACGCCCUCCUUCCUCAUCCCCCCUCCAGAAGCUUGACCGUGGUUGCUAAGGCUGAGGGCAGGCGUUGCCUACCCCCACAACAGUGCGCGAGUAUUACGUCACUUCCGCCGGCUACUCCUUCCAGACCCUGCUCCCCCCCCACUUGUCAAAAGCAAAGUGACCCGCAGAGGUGUUUGCAAGUUCUUGUGCCUGCGACAGGCCCCUUUCGGGGGCGAUUGGGGGGUGGGGAGCUCGGUCCAUUCCCUGGCUGUAAGGGGAGUUUCGUUCACCCGUCGGACAGCCACGGAACUUGGGAGGGAGCCUGGCUUUGCCAAGUGCUGGCAUACACGGGGCCUUCAGGCGUAGAUCGCUGAACGCCCCUGGGGGCCGAGAGGCCUCCCGGGAGACUUUAAAAAGGUGGUCGGGUUGAGAGGGAACCCUGUUUUGUCUCGGACCUCACUUGGGGCCGCGACUGUCCUCCGUGUUCUCACCCGGGAGAUGCUGCUGCGGGUCCGCAGCUCUGGGGCGCUCUGGGGAGCAGAGGUGCCCUCUUGACGCUGACCUGCUCAUUUUCGCCAGGUGCGCGCCUGCUCCCUUGGGGGCGCAGGAGCUUGGGGGCUGCCAUGGCCCCCAGCCAUCUGUCAGUGCGGGAGAUGAGGGAAGAUGAGAAACCCCUAGUGCUGGAGAUGCUGAAGGCUGGUGUGAAGGACACAGAGAACCGAGUGGCCCUCCACGCCCUCACGCGGCCUCCAGCCCUGCUCCUCCUGGCAGCUGCCAGCAGCGGCCUGCGCUUCGUCCUGGCCUCCUUCGCUCUGGCCCUGCUCCUGCCUGUGUUCCUGGCUGUGGCGGCCAUGAAGCUGGGUCUGCGGGCCCGGUGGGGCUCGCUGCCCCCACCGGGUGGCCUAGGGGGACCUUGGGUGGCCGUGCGGGGCUCGGGGGAUGUGUGCGGGGUCCUGGCUCUGGCCCCAGGCUCUAGCGCUGGGGAUGGGGCCUGGGUCACCCGCCUCUCUGUCUCUCGCUGGCACCGCCGCCAAGGUGUAGGCAGGCGGUUGCUGGCUUUUGCCGAAUCUCGGGCUCGAGCCUGGGCAGGUGGCAUGGGGGAGCCCCGGGCCCGGCUCGUGGUCCCGGUGGCCGUGGCCGCGUGGGGUGUGGCAGGGAUGCUGGAGGGCUGCGGCUACCAGGCCGAGGGGAGCUGGGGCUGCAUGGGCUACACGCUGGUGAGGGAAUUCAGCAAGGACCUGUGACUCCAGACCCCAGAGGGAGGAAGCCAGUGCUUAGAGAGCACCUGCUGUGCGCAGGUGCCUUCACACCCUCCCUCUGCCCACUCAGGGCCUGAAAACUGAGGCCGCCAGAAGGCAAGAGACCCCACCGCAGUCUGACAUCUGCCUGUCGUGUUUGAACUUGUCAGAGAGGUCACGCUGUCCAGCCCCUGCUUCGGGUUCUCUCUGCACGGGGAGACCUCCCCGUCUGGCUGCCACGCCUGUGCCACCUGUGCCACGGGCCUGGGGAGAUGUGCGGCGGGAAGAGGGAGGCUAAGCGAGUACGCCCCCCCCCCAGGGUUAGGACGUGGCGGGGGCACCCCACAUGGAACAAGGCCCCUGGGGAACUGGAUGGGGUUGAUGCCUGUGCUUGGAGGGGGUGGGGCUGCAGAAGCAGCAGAGAUGGGGUGAGCAGAGCCUUGGCAGAGGAGGGCUGUCUGUCUGGAGAGAGCUCCAGGGGAGGGGGGCAGUGGGCCCAGGACUACCCGGCCAGGCCAGCCCCUCCCUGGGAAGGUGAGAGCCGAGCGGGGCAGCCAGACCCAUCUGGUUUUUUACACUCGUUUGUUAAUAAAACCUGAAACUGCUGUGA